Zea mays is the source of this 7493-nucleotide messenger RNA. Its product is annotated as NADH-ubiquinone oxidoreductase chain 6. Gene Ontology annotation, molecular function: NADH dehydrogenase (ubiquinone) activity. The coding region runs from base 29 to 691 and encodes 220 amino acids. Lineage: Eukaryota; Viridiplantae; Streptophyta; Magnoliopsida; Poales; Poaceae. The transcript has a single exon. The record is from RefSeq and is a predicted model, not a curated record.
GCAGAUCUUUCAAAGAUGGGAAAUUCCAAUGAUUCUUUCCGUUUUGUCGAGCCCUGCUUUGGUCUCUGGUUUGAUGGUUGUACGUGCUAAAAAUCCGGUACAUUCCGUUUUGUUUCCCAUCCUAGUCUUUUGCGACACUUCUGGUUUACUUAUUUUGUUAGGUCUCGACUUCUCCGCUAUGAUCUUCCCAGUAGUUCAUAUAGGAGCUAUUGCCGUUUCAUUCCUAUUCGUGGUUAUGAUGUUCAAUAUUCAAAUAGCGGAGAUUCACGAAGAAGUAUUGCGCUAUUUACCAGUGAGUGGUAUUAUUGGACUGAUCUUUUGGUGGGAAAUGUUCUUCAUUUUAGAUAAUGAAACCAUUCCAUUACUACCAACCCACAGAAAUACGACCUCUCUGAAAUAUACGGUUUAUGCCGGAAAGGUACGAAGUUGGACUAAUUUGGAAACAUUGGGCAAUUUACUUUAUACCUACUAUUCCGUCUGGUUUUUGGUUUCUAGUCUGAUUUUAUUAGUAGCUAUGAUUGGGGCUAUAGUACUUACUAUGCAUAGGACUACAAAGGUGAAAAGACAGGAUGUAUUCCGACGAAAUGCCUUGGAUUCUAGGAGGACUACUAUUCAUAUUCAGAACAGAAGGUUCUUCUCCCACAAAGGGGAUGACGCACCUGUCCCCCCCGCUGAUCCGGAAUCCAUUUAAUCUGAUUUGGCAGAGAGAAUAGAAAGGAUUUAUAGGCGGGCCGGGGAGGAGCAAUCUUUAGUAGAAGCCGGGACUACGCCAAGGGAACUUGUAGAUAACGUCCUGCCAGAGGGGGCGGAGCUACCGCUUCUACAAGAAACCUGGGUUCAGUUUGUACGGGACGAGUCACACAGCGAGUUUUGGGUAGAGAUCGAUUCGAUAAUCUGCUAAGGAAAUAUGGGCACGCGGCGCGCGGUGAGCCCGACACCCCCGAUCCCGAUGCUCGAGCCUGAUGCCCCUCAAUCAGGAGGAGGCGACUCAGCGGGGAGCACGGGGGAAGAAAAUUGUCCGGGGGCGGGGAAGGAAAGUAGGAACCUCCGAAGGCCCGCCCGAGUCAAGGAAGCGCAAAAGUUAUUCUGAUUCUGAUUCCGGGGGGGAUGAUGGGAGUGACCCUGCUCCGGAUCCUUCUCCUUUCUUUUGAUUUUGACUAAAAUGAGAGGUGGAGAAAUUGAGUUCUUUUGAGCAGCGUUGUCUGUAGUAGAGUAGCUUUUUUUUUUUUCUUUUACAGAAAGAAGGCGAGGCCCACCUGCCUUCUCUAGGUACUUUACUUGGAAAGGUGUCACCGCCUUCCUUCUUCUCUAGGUACUUUACUUGGAAAGGUAGGUGCGGGAAAGAAGAGCGGGUAUGUGGGCUUCUUUCAAUCGAAACUUUUUUGAAGCCGUCAAACUUUAUCGUUUCAUUAUAGAUGGAUCUAAAACAUUGCGUUGCAGAGUGGAGGCGUGAAGAAGGUUAAGAGAAGCAAGCCAAAGGAAAGAAAAAGCAACUUGAUACAAUAUUGAAGAUAAACACUCAGGAAAGCACUGGGUCAACUGACUCCACUAGCCAGCUUCUGCUUCAGAACUUACUUCAAAGAGGCUGACUUAGCACUUAGCAUAAUGCUUUUGUUCCGGUGCAUAAAAGUAAGUGAGCAGGUGGGUGAGUCCAAAGGUUUUUCCGAAGCGCGAAGGACUUGCAGUUCUAAAAUAGGAAGGGCUCUGUACUCAAAUCAAAGCAAAGUAGUAGUUUCAUAGGUCGUUGUGCUAGAGCUAAGAUUUAUAUGAAAGUGUGAGGGGAAGCCAUUUCCAGCUUCUACUUUCUGCGAACCGGGCUCAUUACCGGCCUACAGUAGCAUUCUACUGUGAGCUUUCUCACUGCGGAUCGCCUUGAUUCACUGAUCGUUGACAGCUACUCAGGAGAGGUUAUCCUUUGCCAGACUUUGUGUUGAGAUGAGUUCUCCGCUUCCCGAAAAGAUGAUUUUUGUCAAUCAGCGUAGAGUGGUGGAUUAUAAAGUGGUACAGUCCGAAUGGGUUGGUUCAAGCUAGCUGUUCUUACUGAACAGGUGUUUUAGCAUUCUUUUCGAAUUCGAAGUUGCGGGGUGCUUUGGCUUUUCAAAGUUCUCAAAGAGAAUAAAGUAAAGGCGCUACGCGUGGAUCGAAUUAAAGUAACGUAAGGUUUCGUAAGAAACAAUUGAAUAAGCGUAUCAAAGAGAAUGAGGUCUAGCACUCCGAAAUACCAUUGAGAAAGAGCAAUAGAACAAGGUUAGAAUAAGAUCUCCAAAAUGGUUGAUGACUCCCACAACUUGUCAGGCUGCAUUCCCGUGAAAUUGUUUUGGGACAAUUCCAGUUUUACUAUCUAUGCGGUAGCUCAGCCAAGUAAUCUGGUAUCUCACCAUUAAGACGGUUACCUAGCAAGUUCAGCUCUGUGAGGUUCUUGCAUCCUUUAAAUGAAUGUCUCUAGAAUACUCCCAGUCAGAUUGUUAUUGUGCAAUAUGAGUGACUGCAGAGAGUUGGCUUGACAUAUCUCGGCUGGGAUAGAAUAGAACCUGAGAGCUGGUUGGUUUCUGCAGAGAAACUAACAAGAUGCUGCAAUGGCAGCGCUGGCAGAGGCCCACGGAACAUGUUUUCUGCAAGAGAUAUGGAUCGAACACUCGCCCUGUUCCGUAUCCAAUCUGGAAUAUGACCCGUAAGUUUGUUCCCUUCAACGAAAAUUGUGGCAAUAGCUUCUAAAUCUGCAAGUUCUUCAGGGAUAGAGCCUGUGAAGGCAUUGAAGGGACGGACAGAUUUUUGAGCGUAAGCUUCUUGCAGUUACUAAGCUCUUUUGGUAUGCUCCCACUGAGCCCAGCACCUUUGCAAACAGCCGAGUUAGAUUGCCCAGCUCACCGACAGAUGUUGGCAGUUCAGCAUUGAAGUAGUUCUCUGAUAUAUAAAGUUCCUUCUUUUGAGACCACCAAUUGACCAAGGGAUGGUGCCUGUGAACUUGCAUCCGGGGAGUUGAAGAACUUUUAGCAGCUUCAGGUUACCAAUCUCUUCUGGAAUGCUUCCACUAAGACCAUUCUGUCUCUAAAUUAGCAAUUCCUUAUUUUCCAGUUGACCAAUCUCCCUAGGUAUUGGCCCCACCAAACUGUUUGAUGAGAGAUCAAGUGUCAACUGGUUCACCAACGCAGUUAUUCCCGGGAAUAUUUAUCCCGUGAGGUUAUUCUGGCUUGCAUCAAGGUGCUAGAGCCGAGACUGGUUACCAAAAGCAGCUGGUAUCGACCCGUUGAAUGUGUUCAUGUGAAGGUCCAGGAUAUCCUCGAGGAUGAAGGCCAGAUCACGCCCAAUUCGAUCCUUGAAAGACCCAUUGCACUACAGCGGCAGCUCGGGCUCGAGCAACGGCGGGAGAUAAGUCUUCUCUUCAUUCAGCAUUCAGUCUAUCUUCGGAAAGCAGCAAUAAUUGAUGCACGCAGACGAUGGUUAAAUGCUUUCUUGAUUUACUACUAAUAGGUGGUGUCUAGACGCUAGGAAAAAGUGAGGAUUAUAGCUUCUGCCCCAUAGACCAUUCGGAAAGGAGUCUGUCCCUUCGGUCUUAUAUGUUAGUAUAGGUUGGUUCUUCCGAAUGCACAUAAGACCACUGGUCACCCUCAAUCCUUAGCAUUGAACUUGACUGAUUUGGCUAAGAUCUGGGGAACUAGAGCAGUCCCCAGAGGGCACUACACAAGGCAGGAGAGGCAAUAGCGAAGCGAAGCCCUAGUUCAAUCGAGGAUGGAUUCAUUGAGUGGGCGAGGAAGAUGAUUGGUAUGGGAAGAUCGGUCUUUCACUAAUGGAGCAUCUCCACCCUAGCCUUGAAGUUGAACAUCCGGGGAUAUCUAAAUAUUGAACCAGUGAUUAAAAAGAAUGGCAAGACUGCGGUUGAAGUCCCAGCUGGAAAUCCAAAUUGCUCGAACACAAAAAAUCUAGACAAAGGAAAGAAACCUGGUUUGCAUAUUUUCGUAUAUGCCCAACUAAUCUAUCGCAUAGGAAGAUCGCCCCUGUAAGUUUAUUUCACACAUUAUGUUACUUUGUUUAUGGUGUGGAAAUAAAUAUCAAUAUUCUAACUUGCCGCUUUCUAUGGAUGCAUCCUCUACUCUAGUGCUUACCUGUCCUACUUUCUUUAAUUCAUUCCUAUUUCCUCUCCUGUACUUAUAUUUAUCUUGCCUGCGGCAGUUUUGUAAUCAAUUUCUACUAGGGAUAGGGAGCGUGAACUUUCUCUCAUCCAGUGAAUGAGUUACCUGAAGAUCGAUGGCAUAUAAAACGCCCUAAUUCAAUAUAAAAUCUGUUAUUUCACUUUCAAAAUGCCCCGUUCGCACUUGCUUGAGUGAGGCGCAAGCCGUUUUCUUGCUAGGCAAGAUAGGUCAACGGAUAGCUUGUUGGUUGAUACGGGACCCCUUCUCAACUUCAUGUGUUUUGUAACUGCCAUAAAGCAAGGCCAUAGUCCAACAUUCCAUCCUUUUCCACCGCUGUAUUGGCUUCUGCUUCUCUUCCUUUUGCCGAGGAAGAUCUGCUUCUCUUGCAUCCUCCAGUCUUAAAUUCCUAUCCGUACUAGACUAGACCUUCCCUUAGCCAUCAACCUACCGAACCCAGGAAUGAGAUCCACAAGGAAAGAGAUUGGCAGAAAUCCAGAAAGAAUGAUGCACAAGAAAUGGUUAGAACCUCGAGAAUAGAUGCGAAUAGCAGCUCAGAUCAGAUCCGAGAUGGAGCAGCAAUAAAGCAAAGAGGAGCAGAAAGGUUCGAAUCGAAUCGCAAGCAGCUGACUAGAGAGAGAUGAGUUGAGAAAUAAAGACUAUCCAAAUAUUGGAUAAGUUGUUUCGUAAUUCAUCUUUGUCAUUGACUUCGGCCUCUCAUUUAUCCUUAUUUGGUAGCUGAGAAGUGAAGCACAACAAAGUUUUAAUAGAUCUCUUCCUGUCAUUCAAUAACCAUCCUUUAUUUUUGCAGUAUAGAGAAGUGAUUAGCCGGUGCCCAGGAUAAGGUAGUGGAACUGGUGCGUAUCAGGUUUGGCAUUAGCUCUUUUGAAUAAUAGAGCUGAGCAGCUAAGAACAGAUAGCAAUCUGGAACAGCUCUGAAAUGCAAAUAAAAUGAUGAUUGGUCCUAGCUUAUGGGUUGCGAUAAGACAGUUUCGAAGGUUCUAGCCAUCUCAAGGAAGUAUAUAAGUAGCUAUCGGCACCUUUUGAAGAAGGAGGCUCGGUAGCAGAGAUGUUGAGUAAAGUCUAGAUGACACGAACCCUAGCAGAUCUGCUAUAGCAAAGUGGUAAGUUACCAGCGGUGUCGAUAGAAUAGAAGAGAAGCAUCAGAGCGAGCGUUAUAGAUCAGUCAGCAUUAGCGACAUCAAUUCUGCUACAGUUUUGUUAAAGAAAGGUGAAUACAUUCUAAAAAGUCUAAAACUCAUCUUAUUUCUUAAAGAGCAUAUAACAACAAACGAUUUCACUUACAAGGGGGUGCAGCUGCAGGAACUGGGUGCUGUGCCGCCCGCUGCCUACUUAAUGUUUCGCUUGCCUUCUACACUUCUGCAAUGGGAGUCACCACAUGAGAUGCUAUUUUUCACCUUUCGCUAUUAUUCGCUCUUGCGUGUCUUUGGAGCCCGAUCUUUCCCUUGCUUACGCCCCUAGAAACUCCGUGAAAAAACCACCUCGUUUUUCCAUAAAUAAAGGAUUCCUAAUAAAGUUUUUACAUAUCAUAUCCCAGCGGUAUUUUUUUAAUAAUUUUUGCAUAAAUAAAGUAUAAUUUCCACAAAAUAACACUUUUAGGCGCCCACUUGAAAUUCAACUUAACGUUGGACGUUGACCAGGCCCUCUCUAUUGCCAGAAUUGGGGACUGGCUCUUCUCCACAACUAGAAAACACAGAACUGCCAGAGGUUUGGUCAUAACCAGCACGCACCCUCGCCAAUUUCGUUCUAAGCUCAAUCCAAGAUUGUGAUCGGGUUGCCUUUCGAUAUAACUUGGUUCAAGCUUGGAUCCAGUGGAUAGAUACUUUAAACGAUGGUAGGAACGGGAGCUACCCUGGAUCACUUGAGGAAGUAAGAACGCAAGUCUCUCAGUUGAAAUUAGAUCGUUCCAGGAUAAUAGCUGAAGCGGCUGAGAACUCCCAAAGAGAAGAGAACCAGCUUAAGGAGCAGGUAUCCGGAGUAUCAGCAAGCUAUAAAUAGCUUUAGGAUUGUAUGAAUAGAGUUGAGGAUCAAGUAUCCCUCAUAUUUAGAUCCCCCGUUGGGAAAAGCCCCUUUUUUAAAUCCUUUCACGCUUUCCCUUUGCCGAAGGCCGGCCUCUUUAGUUCCUACGUUUUCGGAAAAGAAGGUGAGACGCUAGCUAGCAACGGGAAAAAACGAGUAGUUAAAGAUGUGAAUGUAAGACUACUCGAAAGUACUUCCAUUUUUAUUAUAUUAUAUAGUUUCUAAUAGAGAGUACAGUUGUAUCUAUGUGCGAAACGACGAAAGAAAGAUGGAAGGCCCAAAGAGCUCUACAGUAGUGCCCCGGAAUGGGGUCGUAGAGCCGGUAACCCACUCUGUUUAGUAUUUUGAUUUCGUUCAAGGUGUUGCUCUGUCAAAUAGAGAUUGUGUGGGUGUUCAGUCUACCACUCAUGUUCACGUUCUACAAAUCUAAGGGAGUGCUCCUAGACUGGACGACUUCCCGUAAAUAACCUAGUUCAUGUUCCUUUGAAAGAAAUAAAAUGAAAGCUUUUGAAGCGAAGAUGUCAACGCGGUGCUAGGUUUGCGCCGGCCACGAUUAUUUAUAAGUAUAUUGGAAAGAAGAGUGACUAGGCUACGGUCUAACUUUUUCUUCCUAGCGGAGUUCAAUACGAAAAUAAAGGCGCUCCGCGUUGGGAAUGGCGUACGUAGUACGGGUGGUAUUUCCGGUAUAACUGAUCAGGGUUGUUCUGAAAGCAAGUCAAUUGGUGCUUUGGAAAGUGAGUGCCAGAGGCUAGUCACUGCUUGGUUUACAGAAGGGAAGGAAGAAAGAGAUACCGAAGCAGAUUCAGUAUAGAAAAGAAGAAAUUGAUACCAUUCAUUCCAGCUUAUUUGAUACCCACUUAAAGUUUCUAUCAAACCAUGUCUUUUUCUUCGAACGUCAAUCUCGUAGGAAUUUAGAUUGGAAGUGUGGUAUUGAAGGGCGAAGCCUUUACUCUUUUACUUGUUUCUUUGAAUAUAAUAUAACAUAGUAUUGACUACGCACUUCGAAAGAUAAUGGUGUAUUCCGAGGAUCAGUCCGUUUUUUAUUGAAUUCGCAAAUUGAUAGAUCUGGAUGAUUAAAAGAAUGAUUCUUCCCUGGGUAUUUCCCCGCUACCAUUAUGGAAAUUGGAGCUUUUCAAUUCCAUUUUGGAGAUGCUCGUAACGAUUUUUUUCUUUUGGGUGGGCAAGAAAAGGAUUUGACUCUUGAAGAUAUCAACUCAUACGCCUGCUCCAUACAUUAAAAAACAUUUUGGGUACUUUCUAUUAGAAUGGAUAAAUAGAAAUGGGUACAUUCCUCUUUCUCUUUCCUGGCCAAACUACCAAAAAAAA